Vicia faba (fava bean) is the source of this 456-nucleotide messenger RNA. Lineage: Eukaryota; Viridiplantae; Streptophyta; Magnoliopsida; Fabales; Fabaceae. The record is from the annotation of a GenBank genome assembly.
AUGUUUGAGAAUCAACGUUCCCUCCACCUCCGUGGAGUUCAAUUGAUCCCCGAUUCAUUCCGCUCUCGCAUCGCUCUUCUCGAUUCAUUUGCCUCUUCUCUGAGCAACAUAAGCAUAGCACCUCCGUGGAGACGAGUCCGAAGCUUCUUUGAGGAUAACUCUGUCGUCGAGCAAUCUAAAGAAAGCUUUGCAAUUAGAAACAAUGUUGUGAUGCCGAUGCCGUUGUUGAAUGAAGAAAAUGAAGACGCUGUAAGCUGCAGAGAUCCUGCUGAAUCGUGGUUGCAGAGAGAGAAGAAUGCGGGAGAUGUUCAAGGUGUACCAGAUGAGAGAAAUUUGGAGCGUGAUUCUUUAACAACGACGACGAGAAAACCAGAGAACUGCAACUCAGUUGAUGCGGUUAUGCCUGAUGAUGGUGCACUUCGGUUGAAGAUAGGAAGGGCUGGGUCUGACCAUUAG